GAAGAGCGAAGGCAACGCGCGCCCGGAUCCUCGAUCCCGCCAUAACAUCACCGCUCGCUCCUUGCCUUCCAGGAAGGGAAGAAGGCCGAGCCUAACGCUCUUUCCUAGAGAGGCGAGACGUUCUGGGAAAGGAUAAACUGAGCAUGCGCCGUAAAGCUUCGCUUUUAAAGCUUGAGCGGAGGCCUGGAAGUGAGGGUCGCCUAAAAAAAAAAAAAAGGAAGAAAGAAAAAGCCCUUGCCUCUCUAGGAAGAGCACUCUCUCGCCCUCAUGCAGUGGUACCUGCAGACAAAGAGGGAGCGAGGCUGAGUGGCGGCUCUUCCUUUCACCAGCAAAAAAAAAAAAAAAAAAAAAAGCGAGGAAGCCUAAUUGCAAAUCCCCCACCAAAAAAAAAAACGGGUUUAACCAGGAAGGCUGGGAAGGGGCUGUUGAGUGUUGGGAGAAGGAUCCCUUUGCCCCCCCCCCCCGCCUUCCAGCGUGAAAAUAGGUGGGGAAGCCCUGGACAUCAUCCUCAUUGGCUAUCCUGCAGAUCCCCGGGUGGAUCUCGGCACCUGCAGCGAUCCGGAGAGAUUGGAAAGCGCCUGCGCCCUCGUUCCGCAAGUGGCCCGUUUUCUGAUCCUGGCUGGAGGGUCCUGGGGUGGGUUGGGGGGUUGGGGGAGUGGGACUUCUGGCUGGCGCGUUUGCUCAGAGGGGAGACAAAUUGACGUUUGGAUUGCAGUUCUUGGUUGGUUUUGGAUUUGGAAGAGGAAGGUAUCUGAUCCUGCCUGUGAUGUCUCUUGGGAAGAUAAAUCACGGAGAGAAUAUUUCUGAGGCUAUUCUAGAGUUAUCUUCAUGAGAGUUGGACUGUUAUAAAUUGAAGUGGAAUUAAGGAGGAACUUCCUAAGAGCCAGGGCAAUUAACCAGUGGAACAGCUUGCCUUCGGAAAUUGUGGGGUUUUAAGAGGUUUUUAAGAAAAGACUGAACAGCCACCUGUCUGAAAUGGUAUAGGGUGGUCUCCUGCUUGAGCAGGGGGUCGGACUAGAAGACCUCCAAGGACCCUUUCCAGCUCUAUUCUGAUUGAUGGAUUGAAAGUCACUUUGUGGACAAGUGACUUGACUAGGUAGAAUGGAACUCCAAUGGUCUUCAGGGAGAGGAGCUGCCAAAACCUGGGAGCCUGUCAUGUGGCCUGGAAGCAGAGGGGACUUUGGGGGAAGUGGCAGCCCAAGAUGCAUCCCCAAGGGUCCCUGCAGCUCCGAGGCUGAGAGCUGUGCCCAGGCGGUGGCCGUGGCCGAAGGCUGCCUGUUCGGCCCUGCAGCCCCCGAGGAGCUGGCAAAGGAGCAGAUACAGGAACUGUUCAUGGAGGAGAUCUCAGUAGACUCCCAGGGAAGAGGAGAUCAACCCAGUCCUUCUCGAGAGCUUUUCAGGAGGAUCUCACAAGAAGACCCACAUCAGGUCGCUUCCUCAUGGCAGGGAAGAACAUUAAUGGAAACCCCUGAAAUGAUACCUGUUUGUGAUGGAGCCGAAGUAGCAUGUGUGCAUCCAAUUCAGGGCUUCAUAUCCUUUGAGGAAGUGGCUGUGGACUUCACGCUGGAGGAAUGGGCACUACUCAGUUGGAGCCAAAGAACCUUGUGGAGGGAGGUCAUGCUAGAGAUUUCCCUGAAUAUAGCCACUCUGGCAGGUGAUAGGCAGAGCAAUGAGAAUGACAAGCAGCCAAGGUUAGUACCACUGCAAACAGCCGAGUAUGAAGUUGAAGAAGUGAUGUUUGGCCAUCAAGGGGGCCCAGAAAGCCAAGAGAAAAGCAACACAGAAGAUGGAGGCGAGAGUUCUCCCACUUCUCUCCCCUUUGAAACCCAUCACUUCCUAAUCCAGGAAGUUCAGGAAGAAAACACAAAUGGAAAAUAUGUCGGAUGGGGCCAAAGAAAGAAAAACACAUUUAAUUUACAUGAAUAUUGUAGAAGCCAGGCUAAAAGGAAAGAGUAUGGUUGCAGGCAAUAUGGAAGAAAUCUUAAUACUUUCUUCUCCCUUGGUUUACCCAAAAAACUCUACAGGAAAUACAAACCACAUACAUUUAUAAAAUUUGGGAGGGGUUUUACUCUGAGCACUUACGUUAAUUCCCAUGAAGAAUUUCACACAGAGGUGAAGCUGUGGAAAUGCAUCUACUGUGGAAAGAGCUUCAGUACAAACAGUAACCUCCUUCGCCAUCAAAUGAUCCACACAGGUGAAAAGCCAUAUGAAUGCCUGGAGUGCGGCAAGAGAUUCAUUGAGAACAGAGACCUUACUCGUCAUAGAAGGAUCCACACAGGGGAGAAACCAUAUGACUGCAUAGUGUGUGGAAAGGCCUUCAGAACAAACGGUCAUCUGACCCGCCAUCAAAAGAUCCAUUCAGGUGAAAAACCAUAUAAAUGCAUGGACUGUGGGAAGAGCUACAUUGAAAGCAGAGAUCUUACUUGUCAUAAAAGGAUCCACACGGGGGAGAAGCCAUACAAAUGCAGAGAGUGCGGAAAGAGCUUUCCUCGGAAUAGUGCCCUGAUUUGCCAUCAAAAAAUCCACACGGGGGAAAAACCUUAUAAAUGCAUGGAAUGUGAGAAGAGCUUCAUUAAGAAAGGACAACUUAUUUCCCAUCAGAGGAUCCACACAGGUGAAAAACCAUACAAGUGUAUGGAAUGUGGAAAGAGCUUCAGUAGAAACAAUAAUCUUACAUCCCAUCAAAGGAUUCACACGAGGGAAAAACCGUACAAAUGUAGGGAGUGUGGAAAGAGUUUUAACUAUAACAGUGGCCUUUCUCGCCAUCAGAGGAAACACACGGGUGAGAAGCCGUAUAAAUGCACAGAGUGCGGGAGGACUUUCAUUCAGAAAGGACAACUUAUUUCCCAUCAAAGGAUCCAUACAGGUGAGAAGCCGUAUCAAUGCAUGGAGUGCGGAAAGACCCUCAGUAGCAAGAGUGCCAUUGCCUACCAUCGAAGAAUCCACACCGGGGAGAAACCCUAUAAAUGCGCGGAGUGUGGGAAGACCUUUAUUCAGAAAGGGCAACUUAUUUCCCAUCAAAGAUUGCACACAGGGGAGAAACCAUAUAAAUGCAUGGAGUGUGGAAAGAGCUUCAGUAGUAGCAGUGCCGUUACCUACCAUCAAAGAAUCCACGCUGGUGAGGAAACAUAUAUUCACACAUGGUGUUUCUCCGCACUUUCCUCUUCCUUCUUUUCCAUGUGGCUGUAUUCCUAUACAGCUACAAAUACUCUCCUUUAUUGGGACCCAUCACGCCCGGCUCUUUCGCCUUUCUCCACACCAUCCCAUUCCCAACCGCCCGAGUCUCGACCUCUCAGCGACUUUGUCAACGUUGGCGGAGAAGGGCGCAUGCGCAGAUCUUUGACAGCCUUCGAUGCCGAGCAGAGGACAGGAGAGGCGGCGGCGUCGGAGGGAGUUUCCUCCCGUCGGGGCUGCGCUGAAGCCGGGGACCGAAUGGAGGCCCGGGGGUCUCCCCUUCAGACGGGGAGCGCCGGCGCCGGCGAGGAGUCCGGCGGGGGAAGCGGCCUCCCCGAGGGUCCCCGUAGCUCCGAGGCCGAGCGCUGGCGCUUCCGCAGCUGCGUCUCCCGGGAGGCCGAGGGGCCCCGGGCGCUUUGCAGCCGCCUGUACGGGCUGUGCCGGGGGUGGCUGCGGCCCGAGCGGAGCAGCAAAGCCGAGAUGCUGGACCUGGUGGUGCUGGAGCAGCUGCUGGCCCUGCUGCCCCCGGAGCUGGCGGGCUGGCUGAGGGAGUGCGGGGCGGAGAGCUGCGCCCAGGCGGUGGCCCUGGCCGAAGGCUGCCUCCUCGGCCCCGCAGCCGCCCCGGAAAAGCUGGCAAAGGGCCGGCAGAUGCAGGAGCUGUUCACAAGGGAGAUCUCAACAGACCUGCAGGAAAGAGAAGAUAAAUCCAGUCCUUCUCAAGAGCUAUUUUUCAGGAGGAUCCAACUUGGGCCACCUUGCCAGGACUUUAAUUCCUUUGAAGAGGUGGCUGUGGACUUCACAGAGGAGGAAUGGGCACUAUUGGAUCCCAGACAGAGGGCUUUAUGCAGUGAAGUCCUGCUGGAGGUUUCUAGGAAUAUGGCUGCUCUGACAGGUGAUGGGCUGGAGAAUGAGAAUGACAAGCAGGCGAGAUUAAUGCCACUCCAAACAACAAAGCACGAAGUAGAAGAAAUAAUGUUUGACUAUGAAGGGGAUCCAAAAAGUCAAGAGAGAAGACACUCAGAAGACAUGGGGGACAGUUCCCCCACUUCUCUUCCUGUUGAAAUUCCUGGCUUCCUGAACCAACAAGGUCAGAAAGGGAAGAAAAAGGGAAAAUCCAGCAAAAGGGAGGAAAAUAAUUUUGAUUUGCCCGAGUAUAGCAGAAGUCAGUCUAAAAGCUUUAUAAAUUAUGGAAAAUACAUCAAUAAUUUCUUCUCUCUUACUUUACUUAAGAAACUGAAUAAGAAAUACAAAUCACAUACAUUUAUAAAAGUUGGUAACAGUUUCAAUUUGAGCAGAGAUAUGAACCUGUGCAUGAAGUCUGGAAAGAGCUUCACUAUCAACAGUAUUUUUAAUCACCAUCAGAGGAUCCACAAAGGGGAGAGAACAUAUAAAUUCAUGGAGUAUGGAAAAAGCUUUUGUCAGGAUAGAAUGCUUACGCAUCAUAAAAGGAUCCACACAGGCGAAAGAUCAUAUAAAUGCCUAGAGUGUGGAAAGGGAUUUACUCGGAAAGGACAUCUUACUUGUCAUGAAAGGAUCCACACAGGAGAAAAACCUUAUAAGUGCACUGAGUGUGGAAAAGCCUUCAGAACAAAUGGUCAUCUGAUUCGUCAUAACAGGAUCCACACAGGGGAGAAAACAUAUACUUGCAGGGAAUGUGGAAAGCGAUUCAUUGAGAAUAGAGAUCUUAUUACCCAUCAAAGGAUCCACACAGGGGAGAGUCUAUAUAAAUGCCCUGACUGUGGAAAGAGCUUUACUCAGAAAGGACAGCUUAAUUCCCAUCAAUGGGUUCACACAGGGGAGAAACCUUAUAAAUGCCCAGAGUGUGGAAAGGGUUUCAGUACAAACUGUAAUCUGGCUCGCCACCAAAAGAUCCACACAGGGGAAAGACCAUAUAAAUGCCUGGAGUGUGGAAAGAGCUUUUUUGACAAUAAAGAUCUUACUCGCCACCAAAGGAUCCACACAGGAGAUAAACCGUAUAAAUGCCUGGAAUGUGGAAAGAGCUUUGCUCAGAAAGGACAACUUAAUUCCCAUAAAAGAAUCCACACUGGUGAGAGACCAUAUAAAUGUAUGGAGUGUGGAAAGCAGUUCACUCAGAAAGGAAAUCUUACUGAUCAUGAAAGAAUCCACACAGGGGAGAAACCAUAUAAAUGUAUCGAAUGUGAAAAAAGCUUUGCUAAGAAAGGACAGCUUAAUUCUCAUAAAAGGAUCCACACAGGGGAGAGACCACAUAAAUGCAUGGAAUGUGGAAAGAGCUAUUUCGAUCAGAGAGACCUUACACGCCACCUAAGAACCCACACAGGGAAUAACCCAUAUAAAUGCCUAGAAUGGGAAAAGACCUUGAUUGUCAACAGAGAUCUUAUUUGCCAACAAAGUAUCCACACAAGGGAGAGACCAUAUAAAUCAAUUGAGUGUGAAAAAGAUUUUAAUGACUACAGCAUCUUUACAUCUCAUAAAGAGAUCCACACAGGAGAAAAUGGAAUGUGGAACACGCUUCAUUGAAAAUUGUGCGCUUAGUUCUUGUAAAAAGUUUCAUACAGAAAAAAAUCAUAAAUCCAUGGAAUGAGCUUCAUUUGAAACAGUCGACUUACUCAUCAAAGGAGCCAGACAUGGGAGGAAACUUCUUAUUGUAUGCAAUGUGCAAAGAUCUUUGGUUUGAAUCAGAAUCUUACCUACCUUCCAAGUAUCCCCACAGGAAAAUAUCUAAGUGCUCGCAUGCGGUAAGAGCUGAAAAUGAAUCAGCGGUCUUACUAGUAUGAUCAUACUGGGGAGUUAUGGAAAUGUACAGGAGAAUGCGUGUAUCAGUAAAGUGCACCAUUGUCUCACUCAUACUUUCAGCACAUAUUUUAUUUGUGAGACAUGGAGAACAUAUUAUCUCUUUAAAAGCUGGUUACCUCAGGGCUUGAGUGCUUGAUCUGUGGUCAAAUGACUGUAGAAAAUUGUCAUGAUAAUGAGUUGUGGAAGAUGGAACAACAGAAAAACUAUAUAGCUGAAGGAGGUGAACAGGUAUAUUUUCUCAAUUUCAAUCAGAAUAGAGCUGGAAGGGACCUUGGAGAUCUUCUCGUCCAGCCCCUGCUCAAGCAGCUGAUCCUAUACCAUUUCAGAUAGAUGACUGUUCAGUCUUUUCUUAAAAACCUCCAGUGAUGAAGCACCUAUAACUUCUGAAGGCAAGCUGUUCCACUGGUUAAUUGCCCUCACUGUUACGAAGGUUUUCCUUAAUUCCAAGUUGCUUGUUGAUUAGUUUCCAUCCAUUGUUUCUUGUCUUGCCUUCUGAUGCUUUGGAAAAUAAAUUGACCCCCUCUUCUUUGUGGCAGCCCCACAAAUAUUGGAAUACUGCUAUCAUGUCACCCUUAGUCUUUCUUUUCUCUAGACUGGCCAUACCCAAUUCCUGCAACCAUUCUUCAUAUAUUUUUGUCUCCAGGCCCUUAAUCAUCUUAGUUGCUGUUUGCACUUUCUAUUUUAUUUUAUUUUACUAAUAUUUUAUUUUCCCUAAGGAAAGAGGUUCAUGCACUUCAGGACUUCUGAGGGGAUCUGCCUAAGGUUGAAAUGUUAAAAUGGAAAAUUACUUAUAUAUCCCAUUUUAACAUUUCAACCCAUUCAACUCAUGUUUUUAUAAUCCAAGUGACCUUGUCCAAACAAUGAUUCCCCCUCUGAUUUUACCGUUUUCCAAAUUGUGAAAUUUGGAAAAUGAAUUUGUUCCGUGAUUUCUCAAUGGCAUCUGUCUUGGGCAAUCAACAGUCCACAAAAAGAUUAAGGAAUUCAGAAAACUGAUGGCUUGUUUGAUUUUCUUAAUUUACCUAAAAAAAUCCUAUACAACAGAAAUUGCCUACAUUUAUAACAUUUAGAAUGCAUUUAAAUCUGAAGAGUUGUGUUAAUUUCCAUUAAAGAUUUCAGAGACAGGCAGGAACUGUAGAUUAUGUAAAUUGUAGAAAGAACUUGAUUAUAAACAGUACUCCUACUUGCAAACAAAUGCACACAAAUGAGAAACCAUAGGAAUACUGUUAAAUUCCAAGAGUACUUACUGCUGAAAGACUUUGCACACAACUAGGAGUCCUCUCAAAAUUAUGACUUCUAUUCAAAGCGCAGGUGGCAGCUUUGGCUAAGAGGACCUUUGAACAGCUUAUUGUAUUUUGUGCCAAUUGUGGCUAUUCCUGGAUCAGGAGACUCUGCUUACAGUCACUCAUGCCCAGAUGAACUAAUAUAAUGAGUUCUACACAGAGCUGCCCUUCGGCAUCCAGAGGUAUCAGCUAAUACAAGAUAUGAUGAUGUAGGCAGUUAUGCAGCAUAUGUUACACCUCUGCUCCAUAAGUUGCAUUAGUUGCUGGUUUGAUUCUAUCCAAUUCAAGGUGCUGUUUUUGACCUUUAAAGGCCUUCAGGGUAUGAAGCUGGGUUACGUGAGGGACCCCUUCUUCCUGAGUAUAUCUGCCUAUCAGAUCUGGCAGAUGUGUGUUGUGGAUCCUCUCUGUUAAGGAUCCUUGUUACAUGUGGCAGGACUAAGGAGAUGGGCCUUCUCUGCCUUGGCACCCAUCCUUGAUCUCCUUUUGGAAGUCCCUCAAAACAACAUGGCUAUGUCAACAGAUUUCGGGAAUCUCAAAAGACUGUUGAACCAGCAAAGUUGCUGUAUUCCUUAUAAUAUUGAAUCCUUUUUCCUAGUCUUAAUAAUAAUAUUGAACUUUUUAAAAUUGUAGAAUGUUUGUUAUUGUAUCAGUGUCAUGUUUUGGGAAAUGGUCAACUAUAAUAAAUGAGGAAUGAAGGAAUGAAUGAUUCACACAGGAGUGAAACCUUAUAAAUGCAUGGAAUGUAGAAAAGCUUUCUUUGAAGAAUUGCUACAUUAAAGCCUCAGAGUUGCUGAUGUGUUAAGAAAAGAAAAUCCAAACCAGAAGUCAAUUAUAGUGGGAACUGGAAAAUUGAAUAUAGAAAAGCUCAGUGCAGUAAAAGAUGAAACAAAACAAACACUGGAAACCACUUAUGGAUUAUUUGCAUAAAAAAAUAAAUGAGUUUGUGAUUUAUUGUUUUGAUGAUUAGAUAGAUAUAUGGAAAGAAAAGUGUCAUACUGUAUCUUGGAGAUAAAGGCUACAAUAUAAUUGUAUUUACAACCUGUGAAGAAUGUUUUUUUAUAUAUUUUUUUUCCUACUCACACUUUGAGCUUUUUCUGUUAUUUCUCCCCCUUUUCUGUUCUAAAUCAGUUUCUAUUAUUGCUUUUAAAACUUUUAAUAAAAAGUAUAUUACAAAAACA
Molecule: messenger RNA, 8407 nt
Organism: Pantherophis guttatus
Lineage: Eukaryota; Metazoa; Chordata; Lepidosauria; Squamata; Colubridae
Source: RefSeq, a predicted model, not a curated record